Ipomoea nil (Japanese morning glory) is the source of this 2289-nucleotide messenger RNA. RefSeq lists its product as uncharacterized. Bases 1 to 2289 code for a protein of 762 amino acids. NCBI's taxonomy places the organism in Eukaryota, Viridiplantae, Streptophyta, Magnoliopsida, Solanales, Convolvulaceae. Gene Ontology annotation, biological process: DNA integration. Gene Ontology annotation, molecular function: nucleic acid binding. The record is from RefSeq and is a predicted model, not a curated record. The transcript is spliced from 3 exons.
AUGGCUUGGAGACCACCUGCUGCAAACAUGACUGGUUCGUCCUCAACCGCUGCUGCAAAUCCAAUUCCGACAACCGCCGCAGCUCCGACUCCGGCGAUCUUUGAUCCGAAUGAUCGAGUGAAUCCUUUCAGCCUUCAUCCCAAUGAGAGCCCGUCCCUGCGGCUGGUAACCGUACAUCUGGAAGGGAGAUCGAACUACCAUGCCUGGGCUAGGGCAAUGGAGAUGGCCUUGAAAUCGAAAAACAAGCUUGCUUUAGUGAACGGAUCAAUGGUGAUCCCUAAUCAGAAUGAUCCCAAACACUUCUAUUGGGAUCAAUGCAAUACCAUGGUUCUCUCAUGGAUUCUGAGGGUCGUUUCUCCCACCAUUGCUCGAAGUGUUCUAUGGAUUAACACUGUAGAAGGAGUAUGGAAGAACCUCAAGAAACGGUUCAGUCAACAGGAUAUCUUCAGAGUAGCAGAGAUCCAAGCUGAGAUUCACCAAACGAAGCAAGGUAACACUUCUGUGAAUGAGUAUUUUACUCAGUUAAAGCUGCUAUGGGAUGAGUUGGCUGUGUUAAGACCAAUUCCCUCUUGUGAUUGCAUUCCCAGUUGUAAAUGUGGAGCUGAUCUGUCUGAAAAAAUUAGAACUCAUAUUGAGAGUGAUAUGUUAACUGCUUUUUUGAUUGGGUUGAAUGAGAACUUUGCUUACACCAAGAGGCAAAUUAUGUUGAUGAAGCCUCUCCCUGAUGUUGGAGAAGCCUUUGCAAUGGUCUCUCAGCAAGAAAGGCAAAUAGAUGCCAUACCAAACAUCUUGACAGAAAACAUAACUGGAGCAAAUGCUUUCUUAGCAAAUUCUGGCAACAACAGAAAAUUUUAUCCAAAUCAGAAGCCAAAACCUGUGUGUUGCUAUUGUGGAUACACAGGGCACACAAUUGAUAAGUGCUAUAAGAAACAUGGCUACCCACCUGGAUGGAAGCCAAGAAGCAAAGGAAUGGGUUCUGUCAAUCAAGUCCAGUCCUCUUCACAAGAGUCAUUGGAAACUGGCCCUGAGAUUUCUGGCCCUGGGAUUUCUACUGUGACUGAGGAUGACUAUAGGAGGUUUUUGGACUUCAUGCAGCAACAACAAAGAAUUAGGAGUAAUCAGGCCACUCAUCUUACCAUCAACCCUCAUAUCAAUACCAUAUCAGCUAAUUUCAUACCUGAUGCAAGUGUAGAAGGUAAGAAAGUCAGUUCUGAUUUGGUUAAUUCUAAGCCUUUAUGGAUUCUUGACAGUGGUGCCACACACCACAUUGUGUGCAAUGAAUACAUGCUCCAAACAUCCAAGAGAGUGCAUGGUAUAUUUGUAGAUUUGCCUAAUGGACACCAAGCUCAGGUGUCUCAUAUUGGAAACAUCCAAUUAUCAGCUGAAUUAACCCUACAGAAUGACCAGCACCUUGGGAAGAUGAUUGGCAUGGCUGAGCUAAGGAAAGGACUCUACCAAUUGAUUUUUCCUGUUUUUAAUAGCUGUAAACAUGCUGCUAAUGCUUCUAAACAAAGAAGGCUUCCUUUUAAUUCUAGUUCCACUCUUUCAAUUGAUUGCUUUGAUCUUAUACAUAUUGAUGUCUGGGGACCAUACCAUGUGCCAACAGUCUAUGGUCAUCAAUAUUUCUUGACAUUGGUGGAUGAUCACAGUAGAGCCACCUGGAUAUAUCUCAUGAGGAACAAGAGUGAGGUUAAGCAACAUAUGCUGACAUUCUAUGAGCUAAUCAAAACACAAUUUGGGAAAGCCAUUAAAUGUGUAAGGUCUGACAAUGGAAAGGAAUUCUCAAUGGCAGACUUUUAUCAGCAGAGGGGUAUCAUCCACCAAACAUCUUGUGUGUAUACUCCCCAACAAAACAGUAUUGUGGAAAGGAAGCAUGGUCAUAUCUUGUCCAUAACAAGAGCCUUAAGGUUUCAAGCCAAUCUGCCUGAAGAAUUUUGGGGGGACUGCAUCCUUCAUGCAGUCUAUCUGAUGAAUAGACUACCAACUUCAGCAUUGAAUAAUCAAAUACCCUAUCAAAUCCUUUUCAAUAAGGUACCACAAUAUCAACACCUUAGAGUGUUUGAAUGCCUAUCCUUUGCUAUUAUUCCUAUCUGCCAAAGAAACAAGUUCUCCCCAAGGGCAAGGAAAUGCAUUUUCAUAGGGUUUGCAAAUGGAGUCAAAGGAUAUAAGUUAUUUGAUAUCAAGACAAAAGAGGUCUUCAUUUUCAGAGAUGUCCACUUCUAUGAAGACAUGUUUCCCUUCAAGCAGCCACAAGAGCCAAACUCUGACAGCUCAGUACUGCCACUCUGA